Messenger RNA from Drechmeria coniospora, 1125 nucleotides. RefSeq names its product mitochondrial import receptor subunit TOM40. Gene Ontology annotation, cellular component: mitochondrial outer membrane; mitochondrial outer membrane translocase complex. The coding region runs from base 1 to 1125 and encodes 374 amino acids. Lineage: Eukaryota; Fungi; Ascomycota; Sordariomycetes; Hypocreales; Ophiocordycipitaceae. The record is from RefSeq and is a predicted model, not a curated record. Gene Ontology annotation, biological process: protein import into mitochondrial matrix. Gene Ontology annotation, molecular function: transmembrane protein transporter activity. The transcript is spliced from 2 exons.
AUGGCGUCGUCAUCCCUCGACCCCAUACGCUCAUUCUUCUUCUCCAAUCCGAUCGCCGUCACGAUAGGGGACGCUCUCAACUCCUUUUCCGAGCGUAGGUCCAAGCUCGGGCUUUCCAACCCCGGCACCAUCGAGACGCUCUCCCGCGAGGUCCAGCGCGAUGUCUUCCUCAACAAUUUCAUGUUCACCGGCAUCCGUGCCGAUCUCACCAAGAUCUUCAGCAUGGCACCGCUUUUCCAAGUCUCUCACCAAUUUGCCAUGGGCGAGCGCAUAAACCCGUAUACCUUUGCCGCCAUGUACGGCACCGGCAAGAUCUUCUGCCAGGGUAACGUGGACAACGAGGGCUCCCUCUCCGGCCGAUUCAACUUCCGAUGGUCCGACAAGCUGGUCUCCAAGUCGCAGCUCUCCAUCUCGCCCGGCGGCCAGGACAUGGCCCAGUUUGAACACGAGUACACGGGCGACGACUUCAGCGCGUCCCUCAAGAUGCUGAACCCCUCGUUUCUCGAAGGCGGCGUGACCGGAAUCUACAUCGGAAGCUACCUGCAAUCGCUCACCUCGAGACUCGCCGUCGGCCUGGAAACUCUCUGGCAGCGACCCGCCCUCACCCAGGGCCCCGAAUGUGCCGUCUCGUACUGCGCUCGCUACAAGGCCGACGACUGGGUUGCCACGGCCCAGCUGCAGGCGGCCAUGGGCACGCUCAACACGUCGUACUGGCGAAGGCUCUCCGACAAGGUCCAGGCCGGCGUCGACCUGACCCUCGGUCUCGUCCCCGCCGCCGGUGGUUUGAUGGGCGGCGGUCUGCAGAAGGAGGGCGUCACCACCAUUGGUGCCAAGUACGAUUUCCGCAUGUCCACCUUUCGCGCCCAGGUCGACUCCAAGGGCAAGCUGAGCUGCCUGCUGGAGCAGCGUGUGGCGCCACCUGUCAUGAUGACGUUUGCCGCCGACGUCGACCACUUUACGGUUCGUCCCCCCCUCUUCGCCCCGAGACUGUGCUUGGCUGACCUCGUCGGUGCGCAGCAACAAGCGAAGCUCGGCCUCGGUGUCUCCAUCGAAGCGGCCCCCGAGGAGCUGCAGGACCAGCAGGAAGCCAUGGGCGCCCAAACCCCUCCCAACAUCCCCUUCUAG